Molecule: messenger RNA, 3183 nt
Organism: Doryrhamphus excisus (bluestripe pipefish)
Lineage: Eukaryota; Metazoa; Chordata; Actinopteri; Syngnathiformes; Syngnathidae
Gene: pycr1b
Product: pyrroline-5-carboxylate reductase 1b
Biological process (GO): L-proline biosynthetic process
Molecular function (GO): pyrroline-5-carboxylate reductase activity
Source: RefSeq, a predicted model, not a curated record
UGUUCGGGGAUUGGUCGACUUUGUUUGGAGUUGCAAUGGUGGUUCGUGUAUGGAAGCGGCAAGCCACGUUGACACAGAAACUGCUACUUCGUCAUUUUCGAGACACCGGAAAGUAAAGCAACACCGCUAACCGCUGCCUGUCAGAUUCGGAGCGCCUUUUAGGUUAUAUAAGAAUAGCGGAGGAGCCACGUCACCUGUCAGAAUGAGUGUCGGCUUCAUCGGAGCAGGUCAGCUGGCUCAUGCGUUGGUGAAAGGAUUCACAGCCGCAGGUGUGAUUGCGACGCACAGGAUCACAGCCAGCUCCCCAGACACCGACCUGCCCACCGUGACCGGCCUGAGGAAAAUGGGAGUGAGCCUGACAACCAGUAACAAAGAGACAGUCAGCAAGAGUGAUGUCCUCUUUCUGGCUGUGAAGCCUCACAUAAUCCCCUUCGUCCUGGAUGAGAUUGGGCCAGACAUUGAAGACCGUCAUCUCAUCGUGUCUUGUGCUGCAGGUGUCACCAUCAGUUCCAUUGAAAAGAAACUCCUUCAGUACCGCUCAGCCCCUAAAGUCAUGAGGUGUAUGACCAACACUCCAGUGGUGGUGAGAGAGGGAGCUACGGUCUACGCUACUGGCACUCAUGCAGAGGUGGAGGAUGGUAAGCUGCUGGAGCAGUUGAUGGCUAGUGUAGGCUUCUGCACCGAGGUGGAGGAGGACCUCAUUGACGCCGUCACUGGGCUAAGCGGCAGUGGUCCUGCUUACGCAUUCACAGCACUGGACGCCCUAGCAGAUGGAGGAGUGAAGAUGGGUCUGCCCAGGAGACUCGCUGUCCGACUCGGAGCUCAGGCUCUAUUGGGAGCAGCCAAGAUGCUGCUGGACUCGGAGCAGCACCCCGGCCAGCUGAAGGACAACGUGUGUUCGCCAGGGGGUGCCACCAUUCAUGCCCUUCAUGUCAUGGAAAGCGGGGGCUUCCGCAGCCUUCUCAUCAAUGCCGUGGAGGCCUCUUGUAUCAGGACAAGGGAGCUGCAGUUUCUGGCUGAUCAGGAGCGCAUCUCCCCAGCAGCAAUUAAGAAGACCACCCUGGACAAAGUGCUCCAGCAGCCUGGAGUCACAGUCAGCGGAGUCAACAAUGGAAAUGGAAGGUCAGGACUCAGCCUGUUCAACAACCGAAACUCUGGGGUCAAGAAGAAGAACUGAGCGUGCACGCCAACACAUGCCCCACGAACAAGCUACACAUGGACGUGCGUCUCCUCCACCGAUGAGCCACUGAGAGCCUCGGCACGUGUGAAAUUGACAUUUAGCAAGUAAUUUAUUUCUGCUCGAGUUAUGUGGAUCUGGUGUGCUUGCACGCAGAUAGAAUAUUGCAGAUGUAUCUUACGUUAUACACACAGUCUCAUUUUUUUGUUUUGUCUCUUCAGCAGACACCAAUAUUACCAACAUAUUUUUUUUACAGCUUUAGCCCACAAUAUUUCAUACUAAACAUCUCUGUCUCUGUGGAUAUAUGGAACACAAGGAAUUGAUCGUCAUACGUGUUCCAACAUGAUGUACAAUUAUUAUAUCGGAAUAGUCCGUCCUUAUUAUAUGUUUCAAAUAUCUCCUAGUUCUUUUCCAGUCUUUCUUUAAAUGCCGCCAAUUGCCGGGUUUGAAUUUUAAUCAACGCAACAUUAAAUAUGUUGAAGCUUCUGUUUUUCCAUCUGACUGGCAGAUAUAUGCAAAAACAUCUGAGUAUGAAGUACAUGCAACCUAUCCUGCACCGUGACAGAAAUAAACAAAUACCGAGUGCAAAUGGAAAAUUAGAGGGCAUAAUCCAAAGUAACAUGGAACAUCUCCAGUUUGUAUGUAGUAUUUGUCUAAUGGUAUCUAUUUCAAUCAGGAGUGCCGUCCAGUUGUAAAAGUGGAACCCAAAUCCAAGGAUUGCUAGCAUGUUCUCCCACCUGCCUUGAAAAGCAAUCAUCGGUACUUUUGAUAGUGGGCUACACUUGCUCUGCUGGUUGUGUGGAAAAAGAGACGACAUCUUAUAAUUGAACAAAUGAUUGCUUAUUUUCCCUUCCUUAGAUGAAAGUGUGGUGGUGCAAUUUCUCUAAUGCGUGUGCUUCCUGCAUUGAUGAGACAUUCGUUGUAAUACUUCUGUCACCUUUCACGUUCAUUUUAAAAGCCUCUGUCCACACAAAGUGAUGAGGACUCAUUCAUCUUGACACUGAAGGUCGGUGUAAAAUGCAGCACGGAUUGAGUGUGUGUGUACCACAGGCCAGCAUAAGGUGGAUUAUUAUCUACAGGUAAACCAGAUGCUCGCUGUCAUCUCCAACCAAUCCGUUUCAUCACUGACCUUUGCCGGAACAUGCGUGUUUGCAUGUCAAGGAUGAGGAUGCCAGACCAAGGCAUGGAAGAGCUUUUCCAGCCACCCAGUACCUCCAUCUUCUCUGAUGUGCACAACUCGCACGAGCCAGGUAAGGGCUGUUGCUUCUCAGAUUUCCUCAUUGUGCUGUUUGCGUUUGUUUUGAAGUGUGCACAAUUGAGAUGUUCAGCCUGAUAACGGUAUCAGUUGAACACAGCCAUUGGAUAAAAGAAGUAUAAAAAACCAACUUAUAUUGCAUUUAUACGAGCAUAAAAUGGAAGCUCAGUUUUUGAUUGGGUUGAAUUGGUUUUGCCACAGUAGACCGCAUUUAGACAUCAUGAACACAAGAGACAGUCAGCCUGGGCUUAUUUGUCUUGCAAAUGAAUGGCUAGUAUCUUCUGGUGUAGCUGUUGUACUUCUAUAAUACCUUCACCCUGGUGUAGCCGUUGUACUUCCGUUGCGCUGAUGCCACUAACAUUUGUUUCUUUGCAGCUCUCGCUAUGUUUUUAAUCAUCUGCUGGUGUUUUUCUUCGUAACGCAUGCUAAGAAGUUAGUAAGAAUGUUUUGUUUGUUUCUCACAUUACGUAAUUUUCUUUAAUAUUUAUGCUUCAUGCUUUUCAAAUGAUAUUUUCCCCUACACUAUAAUUUUGUGACUUUAUUUGCGUACAAAUUCCAACUUUUUUUCCUUUUGAAUAUAACUUUUACUCUGAAUAUUUUGACUUUAUUUUCCGAAUAUUUGUGGUGUUUUUUCAAUGUAUGCUGUUGCUUUAUGUGUAAUUUUGCAAAUAAUUUAACUUUCUAUUUGUAAAUUUUCUUAUAAUUAUGACGCUAUCCCCAUUUAUUCUUGUAAUAUUUUCCCUGUUUUCUU